This is a messenger RNA of Eremothecium gossypii ATCC 10895, 2076 nucleotides long. It is a transcript of the gene IRC3, whose product is annotated as double-stranded DNA-dependent ATPase. Lineage: Eukaryota; Fungi; Ascomycota; Saccharomycetes; Saccharomycetales; Saccharomycetaceae. The transcript has a single exon. The coding region runs from base 1 to 2076 and encodes 691 amino acids. The record is from RefSeq and is marked provisional. Gene Ontology annotation, molecular function: ATP binding; hydrolase activity; DNA binding.
AUGCAUCGAACGGACCACAGGCCACUGGUAAUGUUGUGCGGAGCAUUCCGUCGAGUUCCACACAUCGCAGGACGUGCGCUAGGACGUCUUUUUGAUGGGUUAUCGGACCAGCAAGCUCCAUAUACUGCAGCUGCGGCGCUGCCGCUGCGGGAAUACCAGCAGGCGUGCAUUGAUGAGUGCCUCCGAUGCAUUGCGGACGGGAGGCGGAGAAUUGGUGUUUCCCUGGCAACUGGUGGCGGCAAGACAGUGGUGUUUGCAAACCUGCUGAAUGCACUGCGACAGGAACAGCAGGGCCGCAGGUUCCGGGCGCUGGUGCUGGUGCAUCGGCGUGAGCUAGCACAGCAGGCUACCAGGACUUUGAAACGCUGUGCGCCGGAGCUCAAUGUGCAGGUAGAAAUGGCAUCGCAACGGGCCAACUUGGAGACUGCAGACGUGGUGGUAGCAUCUGUCCUGAGCUUGAUACGGCGGCUUGACCAAUACCCGCGCGGUAGCAUCGACGCAAUAAUCAUCGAUGAGGCACACCACGCGGCAGCUGAAUCGUACCUGCGUGUCCUUGAACAUCUGGGCGCUGGGACCAAAGACACCAAGGUCCCUGUUAUCGGGUUUAGUGCUACCUUCGAAAGGGCAGACCGCAAAGCGCUCUCGCGGGCAAUGGACGAGAUCGUCUUUCAUAAGGGCAUUUUGGAGAUGAUAGACGAAAAGUGGCUCUGCGAGGGCCGCUUCACCACUGUGGAUGUGGAUGCAGAUCUCGAUGGGGUGGAGAUGUCGGGCUCGGAUUUCCAGCUUUCCAGCCUAUCGCAGGUCAUGAAUACCGAGCAGGUGAACCGUAUAGUGCUCAAUACAUACCUGCACAAGCGUCGCGAACAUAAACUCAAAUCUGCGUUACUGUUUGGAAUCGAUGUAUCCCAUGUGAAGAGCCUCUGUAAACUCUUUCAAGCGAAUGGCAUCGAGGCGCAAUACGUUACUGCGAAGACACGACCCACCGAGCGUGAUUCCAUAGUGGAGGACUUCCGCAGGGGGGAUAUUGAAGUUCUGAUGAACUGCGGCAUUUUCACAGAGGGGACUGAUAUCCCAAAUAUUGACUGUCUGCUGCUUUGCCGCCCAACCCGCUCCCGGACCCUUCUUGUCCAGAUGAUCGGGCGAGGGCUCAGGCAGCAUCACAGCAAAGAUCAUUGUCACGUCAUUGACUUUGUUUCGGCAUGCAAGGUUGGGGUUGUGUCUGUUCCGUCUCUCAUGGGCAUCGAUAGCCACGAUACCGCCUUCGAAGACGCCACAUUGGAUGAGAUAGAGCAAAUCCGAAUGAAGCUCGAAGAACAGCAGCAGAAGGAGGCUGCAGCCGCAGCCAAGAAACGCAGCAGCGAGGAAGCAUACACCAAGAAGAUAGACGAGCGCGCAAGAGAGCUCAUGUCAGGGCUCAGCAGCAUGGAGCUAACGCUGACGUCCUAUGAGGACUUUCGCACAUACUAUAAUUCGGUCGCCCGUGGCGACGUCGAAAACCUCGCCGAUUUAUCAAGCACGAUGCGCGAACUGAAGCUUCUACAUCAGUCAGUCCACUCGUGGAUCAAACUGGGCAAGGCCGCUUGGGCCCUGAACCUGUUUAAUAACAGCCACGUUCGGAUCUACAAGAAACCAGAAACAGCUGGCCCUGUCUACGAGCUGAAGCUUUACCGCCGGCUGCCUUUCCGUGAUGAGGGCGGCGCUAAGUACAGUACUCGGACGGUACACACUAGCAGCGACCUCGUAAGCAUAUUGGGCGCCUUUGAGGAGUUGCUGCGGAGGUUGCAGUCCAACGAGUCCUCGGCUACAGGCAAGCCUAUCUCCCUUAGCCGAUAUGCUCCCUGGCGCCAGGUAGUCGCUACAGACAAGCAGCGAGCAGCCAUCAGGAAGAUGCUGAUACAUCAACGCGCGAAGGACCAGAAGGCUUGCCAGCACGUCACCGAGCAACACAUCGAUCACUAUGUGGCCAGCUUGACAAAGGGCGAGGCUUCCAAUUUCAUGUUCGCAGCAAGCCUGGCCCCGGUCUACCCGGUUGCAUCGCUGCUUAGCGUUCUCGCCCGACGUGCUGCGAACAUCUAG